Molecule: messenger RNA, 3841 nt
Organism: Pseudo-nitzschia multistriata
Lineage: Eukaryota; Bacillariophyta; Bacillariophyceae; Bacillariales; Bacillariaceae
Source: the annotation of a GenBank genome assembly
CUGUGACGGCAGCUACAGUUGCUUUACAGUCAGUCAUGCACUCAGCUGUCCAAAAGCAGGGCUGACUUUACAUUGCCAUAACAAUGUAGCAGGUGAGUGGCAUCAGCUCUGUGCUGAAGCUCUCAAACCAAGCACUGUUACUGAUGGACUACAAAUUCCAGUAUAUCAGCCAGCGCCUGGCAACAGAGCUCUAGCUGGAGCACUGCCACCACCAGGAGCUCUUUGGGGGGACAUAGGUAUCCAUGGAUUCUGGCAGCAAGGUAUGGCCGCUAUAUUUGAUAUACACAUCAUUGAUACUGAUGUGCGGUCCCACCAACACAAGCAGCCACUGGAUGUUCUCCGCACUCAGGAGAAAGAGAAGAAGGCUUGGUACAAUACAGCAUGUUGCAAGGCACACUGCCAUUUUACUCUUUUGGUCUACUCAGUGGAUGGUACUACUAUAGAAGGCCCUAAAGCCAAGAGUGCUAGGAAUGCUUUGGCUACAUUGCUAGCCCAAAGAUGGGGCCAGCACAAGUUGCAUGUCUGCCACAUAGUGCACUCGUGCUUGGCUUUUGGCUUGGCACGAGCUACUUGAGGAUGUGAAGAAUGAUGUUUUUGUUUCCUGGAUCCAACUGAAUUGUAGUCUGACUGUUGCUGACAGGUUAGAUGGUGAUGUGAAUUCUGUGAAGCUUGUUGAGCUGAUUGCUAAUGAGAUCAGUGUACAGGUCCACUUUGAUGAGGAGCUUGCAGAUCCAGACAAUCUCAUUUGUGUGUGUGUGUGGGGGGGGGGGGGGGCAGAGGCCCUGCUGGUGGUAGCACUCUUGGAAUUCUUAGGACUCAGUUGCAGUGGAAUCAUAAAAUGUUUUCCAAGCUGUUUGCCACAGCUAGUGAAGUGAAUGAGAUCAAGAAUUCAUAGAUGGAAGCUGCUGAAGCUAAGUUCAACCAAAAGCAUAAUAAAGCCAUCGAGAUGUCCCAAAGAGCUGCAAUGAGCCCGGUUGUAAGAAGGAGGCCCCGUGGUUGAACAGUGGAGCAUCAGAAGCUGCUACGAGGGAGAGUGGAGUAGCUGACCUGUCUAAGUGUUGUCAUGAUCUUUAUGUCCUCUGGAAUGAAUGGGAAGUUGGUGUUGGUCUUAAUAAGUCUACAAAAGGAGUUCACCGCUGCUGAGAGAGGUCCCAUGAAGAGUAAGUACUGCACCAGGAGAAUGAAGUUCUGGAAGUGCAUGGAGAGACUCAUCAGUGCUGGUUGUAAUGCUGUUAGACAAAUCUAUGCAGUGUAUAGUGGUCCAACCAAGAGAGUCUCCUGAAUCCUUAAGAGGCCAUGCCUUGCUCCGAGGACCAACUGUUACUAGUACAGCUGCUUCUUAAUUGUCAUUGAUUCUUCUUUGUUGGGUGUCAAAGUGUUUCCUAGCUUACUACUUGUCCCCCCCCCCCUACAUAAAAACAGUGUACUGUGUACUAUACGUUAACUGGUGUGAGUGAUUUGCUAGCCUCAGCAACAAGAAGAGGAGGACCAUCUUAAUACUACUAGUAGCUGACAGGAGUGGUGGUGUCGUUGGUGGUAGUAUCAGUGUUGUUAUCGACAUGAUUGUCAAGAAUUACUACUCUCCUGACUUGUGUUUUUUCUAUAGAAUUUGCCUUGUAUGUGAUAUGUGAUUGUGUGAGUACUUCUCAUCAAUCACUCUGAUACAGUCUUGCCACCCACUGGCUUGGUGCACUUGGUGCACCUACAUAGAUUAUGUACUUUGUUCUACAGGGUUGAUAUUUUUGUUGAUAUUUUGUUGUGUACCUGUCCGGUACGUAAAACAGCAGUACAAGUAUCGUACCACGGAUUCCUUCCAGGACGAACAGACUGCCCGGAGCCCUAGAGAUGAUCGAUUUCUCUCAUUUUUCUUCCAUUUGCCAAACACCACCAAAACUGUAAAAAACCAUAGUAUGAUUAGUAGUUGCCCUGCCCCAAUUCUUCAACCAUUCCAUCACUUGUUGCCUAUUCACCAUUGAGUGAAGCAUUCUUGGAAGCGCAAUCGCAGAGUAGAAUCAACACCAACUGACGAAAAAACACUCCCUAGUCCAACGCGUCCCGAUCCUCGAUCGACACCUUCCCCCUUCUGAAAGAGCAAUUGGAACGAAAGGGAUCUCUUUCUCGCGGCAAUGGUUUGAGGUGAAAGGUGCUGCGCGGCAGGAACAGCAGGCCGGCACCGACCGGCACCGGCGACCGGGCCUUCUCUGGAACCUUCGCCCAUUGGACAAAGAACAUCCCCCCGGAAAACAGCAAGCCGGGACGCAUUGCCGGCCGAGGCUUUUGCGAUGCAAUGCGAAGUUAAGCGAUGCACCCCUGGCGUGGAUCGACGCAAACAAACAUCCCUUCGACUGCCAGAGCCAAUGGGAAGAAGGAAGCCUCUUGUGACCCGCAACCGGUCGAUCCACACCGACGUUCGUGGUGUCCAAGAAAGCCGGCCAGCCAAGAACAAGCAGAUUGGCGACUGGGCCUUGCCAACGCAAGACGUCCACCACGGAACAUCCACGGAGGCGCCCUCUUCGGUACGGACCCACCAUUUUUGGGGAAACCCUUGUGCCAUUUUAUUGCGAAAGGCCGAGGGAUCCAUCGAUGAGCGUCCGGGCACGUCCGAAAAGCACCAAUGCACAAACCCACACAAACCCACACACACAUGGCUGGUUCUGGCAUCCCCGGAGACCACGCACCACUCGAUGCGUGUCGGGACGUCCUCGGUAUCAGCAACUCGUCCCGGCAACACCCUCGAUGUCCUCCGUGUCAGCGGAUCGGCAUUUUCCGUGUAUGUUUUCUAAUUCUUGGACGAAUGCCGGACAACCCCGAUGUCGUUACUAGGAGGCUCAUCGCAAAGAAAUUGUUAGUCCUGUUCAAGAAAAUUGGAAUGUUGCUUGAUGUUCGCUUUAAAUAGAAUUAGGAUUACUAUCUGGAAAUCCCCGUUUUUCAUAGGAGGAUUCCAAAUAUUUAUUAUAACAAGUGAUUCUGAAUCACUCUCGAUCUCGGUUCCGUAUACUUUGGUCUCGGUUCCGUGUAACUUAACACCCUAUAAGGACAGUCUCCCUGGGGUGCAACACUUUCAACUGGCAACAGCAUUCCAUACUUGGCAGGAGAACUUGACAAACUACUGGGAAGUGUAGAAUCUGUCCUCCAUUCGUAGUAUUCGCCCUGCCACUACUACGCUCUUGCGCCCAUAUCCAAACAUUCUCUAUGGGUUGGUCGAACCGCGUUUUUGUGAGCAGCAGUAGUCCCGCACCACCCACCACUUGAGCAACCUAAGCCGUUUGGACAGCAUCCGUUGUUUCUACGGCCAUUGCCACAAGUUGCUUUCAGAGGUCUCGUGCAUGGUGGUCCCCAAUACCCAUCCUUUACACAGACCCACCGCUCGCCCCCCAAAAUGCAUGCUCCAUUUUCUUCUCUGUCUUUUCUGUAACCUGAUGGACACGAACGCCACCACCCACAUGAAGUCCACUUAACGUGAUGAUCAGUAUGUUUACAUUUAUGCCUGCUUGGAUUUGAUUCGCCAACCAUAGGUCCGCAUUCCUGGUUGGCCUUGCACUCAUUGAAUUUACCCGGGCAGUCGUUAUCGCUUGUACAUUCAGGCACACAGAAGGCUGCUUCACAUUUCUCUUUUCCCGGACACUGAGCAUUUGACAUGCAAGCAAAGGUAAAUCCGUUUGUUGUAAGAUUGCACGUCGUAGCGCCUGGGACUUUAACUUGGAUCUGCUUCACACAAUAGGCUAUCAAUGCAGUUUCGCACUCAUCUUUGCUCACACCGUCGACUUGAUCAACAAAGUCACAAAUCGGUCGCAAAGCCCUUUGGAUGAUGGAUGAUGUGUUAUAAACAUCAUUCAGGUCA